AUGGGUUGUGGCAGAAAUCUAGGGAAGCAGAAGCCACUUCUGACGGCCAUUACACUGCUCAUCAACUAUUCUCUUCACAGCAAGCGAGCAUGUAGCCGCACAUGCGAAUCUGCGCACUGCAAGUUGCCGCCAUUCUUGAGGUAUGGGAAGUAUUGUGGAGCGCUGUACGGCGGCUGCCCAGGCGAGAAGCCGUGCGAUGCCCUCGACGCCUGCUGCAUGGCCCACGACGCCUGCAUCCAAGCCAAGGGUGACUACCUGAGUACGGAGUGCAACGAGAAGUUCCUGAGCUGUAUGGUGCAGGUGAGGAAGGAAGGGGGGAAGACUUUCGAGGGGAACAAGUGCGAGGUGGACGAAGUCGUCAGCAUCCUCUCCCCUGUCAUCGAGGCUGCCAUUCUGGCCGGAAAGGCCCUUCACAAACCCUAAUUAUGAAUUAUAUUAAUUACAUGAUAUAUAUAAUUAAAAGAGCUCUACUGCUCCAAAGAAAGAUCGAUAAAGAGGUUGAUAGGCAGAGAAGCCGUUUGGAAAUAUUGGGCCUUUCUCUAGAAAAUUAGAGAGAAAACGAAAAAUUAACAGAAGAG
This is a messenger RNA of Ananas comosus (pineapple), 578 nucleotides long. Its product is annotated as phospholipase A2 homolog 3-like. Gene Ontology annotation, biological process: lipid catabolic process; phospholipid metabolic process; arachidonate secretion. Gene Ontology annotation, molecular function: A2-type glycerophospholipase activity; calcium ion binding. The transcript has 4 exons. Lineage: Eukaryota; Viridiplantae; Streptophyta; Magnoliopsida; Poales; Bromeliaceae. The record is from RefSeq and is a predicted model, not a curated record. Bases 1 to 423 code for a protein of 140 amino acids.